AUGACCGACCAGCUGCCUGUCAUUAAGAUACUUCAAGGCGACUGCGAGAUGAAGAUCGUGGGCAAGGAAACGAAGCAUACCGCCUCUGACGCCAAGAACAGGCUAGAAAGUGGGGAGACAGCCGCCUCGGAGGGAGCAUUCCCGCAUGACGCGGUAGCAGUUACGGUGAAUGAUAUGCAAGUGUCAGUUGCGAACGUCACCUUUAGUAUGAUGGGACGUGCGACCAACUACGGCGAUGAUGUAAUGGCGGAAGAAGGUGAGGAGGAGACUGCCAGAGCGUCCAGAUACGACGUUCAGCCUCAGGAGAAGUAG
Molecule: messenger RNA, 312 nt
Organism: Colletotrichum graminicola M1.001
Lineage: Eukaryota; Fungi; Ascomycota; Sordariomycetes; Glomerellales; Glomerellaceae
Exons: 1
Coding region: 1-312 (103 amino acids)
Source: RefSeq, a predicted model, not a curated record